AUGCAAAUCACAAAUAAAAUAUAUAAAUUAAUAAAAUAUGUAUAUAUAUUAUAUAUAAUUAUUCACUCCAACUUUAUAUUUCCAAAAGUCAUAUUGACUCAGAUUAAUAAAAAUGAAACGAAUAAUAUAUUAAAAUAUCCGAAUUAUUUUUAUGUGAUAUCUUUAUAUAGAAAAAAUGUAAUGUUUAAGAAUAAUAAUGUUCUUAACAAGUCAGUUACCAAAUUUGCUCUCAAUACAAAAAAAAGGCACAAAGAAGCUUUAGCGAUAAGAAAAUAUAGGAUGACAGGACCCUCAUCCAUUAAAAAACAUUAUGGAUUUGGAGCACAUAAGAGAAUUAACAAAGUCACCAUGUUACCACAUAAAGAAAUAAAAUUACCAAUAAGAAGGUGCGCUAUAUUGGGAAAGAUGGAUAACUGGAAUGCUCGGAAAAUUUCAAAGUCAGGUGUACGAACUCACCGAAUUCAAAGACUCAAUUUAAUAAACAAAAGAAUAUUUUUUGAAGAAGAAAAUCGUUUUAUAAAAAUGAAGGUAAGCGCCAAAGGAUUAAAAACAAUCAAGAAGUAUGGAUUAGCAUACUGUAUUAAGAAAUUUAAUUUAGAUUUUAGUAAAAAAAAAUACGAUGCAGGAUAUUCAUCAAGAAGGAGAAAGAAAAAAACACAAGAAUUAAAUCAAACUAAUAGUGAACGUACAAAUGUGACUAACGAUAAUAUUCAGAAAGGUGUUGAAGAAGUUGAUAAAAUUAUGGACAAACUGAAUUUGGCUGAUAAAAAAAUACAUAAAGAUUUAUAA
Messenger RNA from Plasmodium reichenowi, 789 nucleotides. RefSeq names its product 50S ribosomal protein L28, apicoplast, putative. Gene Ontology annotation, cellular component: ribosome. The transcript is spliced from 5 exons. Gene Ontology annotation, molecular function: structural constituent of ribosome. Bases 1 to 789 code for a protein of 262 amino acids. Lineage: Eukaryota; Apicomplexa; Aconoidasida; Haemosporida; Plasmodiidae. The record is from RefSeq and is a predicted model, not a curated record. Gene Ontology annotation, biological process: translation.